Staurois parvus is the source of this 319-nucleotide messenger RNA. The record is from the annotation of a GenBank genome assembly. Lineage: Eukaryota; Metazoa; Chordata; Amphibia; Anura; Ranidae.
UCAGUGUGCCCCCUUACAUUAGGUGUGCCCAUCACAGUACUCCUUUACAUCAGUUGUCCCUAUCAUUUUGCCACCUUACAUCAGGUAUUCCCGUCAGGAGUGCCCCCUUACACUCAAAGUACCCCUUUCUAUCAUAUUUCCCCAUCAGAGUGCCCCUUUACAUCAUAUUCCCCAUCAGAGUGGCCCUUUCCAUCACAUGUACCCAUCAGAGUGCACCUUUCCACAGUAUGUGCCCAUUUGUGCCCCCUUAACAUAAAAUGUGCCCAUCAGAGUGCCCCUUAACAUAAAACGUGCCCAUCAGAGUCCCUCUUAAAAUAAA